Camellia sinensis is the source of this 1399-nucleotide messenger RNA. The record is from RefSeq and is a predicted model, not a curated record. Lineage: Eukaryota; Viridiplantae; Streptophyta; Magnoliopsida; Ericales; Theaceae.
UAGGUUCUUCUUCUAUAUGGUUCGACCGAGCUUCUUCUCUUCAAAAUUUUAUUGGAGUCAAAUUGCAAGCCUUUUCCCAUUCAAUUCUCGAUUGUUUUUGGGUAGAAACUGAAUCUGAAUCUGAAUUGAGAGAGAGAGAGAGAGAGAGAGAGAGAGGUAUUUGAGUAAAAGUAGUAGCAGUAGUAGUGGUAGUAGUAGUAAUAGUUGGGAGAGCGAACAAGAAUGGUGUUCGGUCAAGUGGUAAUUGGUCCGCCGGGCUCUGGUAAGACCACUUACUGCAACGGCAUGUCUCAAUUCCUCCAACUUCUCGGAAGGAAAGUAGCUGUAAUCAACUUGGAUCCUGCAAAUGAUUCAUUGCCGUAUGAAUGCACCAUUAACAUUGAGGAUCUUAUUAAACUCAGUGAUGUUAUGAAUGAGCAUUCCCUUGGUCCUAAUGGAGGUCUUGUGUAUUGUAUGGAUUACUUAGAGAAAAACGUUGACUGGUUGGAGUCCAAAUUAAAGCCUCUUCUCAAAGAUCAUUAUCUUCUCUUUGAUUUCCCUGGCCAAGUAGAAUUAUUUUUCCUCCAUUCAAAUGCCAAGAAGGUCAUCGACACACUUAUAAAGAAUUUGGAUCUUAGGCUGACGGCUGUGCAUUUAGUAGAUGCACACCUUUGCAGUGAUCCAGGAAAGUAUGUGAGUGCAUUGAUUCUCUCUCUAUCAACAAUGUUACAUCUGGAACUUCCCCACAUCAAUGUUUUGUCUAAAAUUGAUCUCAUUGAGAGCUAUGGAAAACUAGCUUUUAAUCUCGAAUUCUACACGGAUGUUGAAGAUUUAUCUUACUUACAAUAUCACCUUGAUCAAGACCCUCGCUCUGCUAAAUACAGGAAACUGACGAAGGAGCUGUGUGAAGUAAUAGAAAACUAUGGUCUUGUCAACUUUACUACAUUGGAUAUUCAGGACAAAGAGAGUGUGGGGAAUCUUGUAAAGCUCAUAGACAAGACAAAUGGAUAUAUAUUUGCUGGCAUAGAAGGGAGUGUAGUUGAGUUCAGCAAAAUUGCUGCCGCUCCAAUUGAUUGGGAUUAUUAUAGAACAGCAGCAAUACAAGAGAAGUACAUGAAGGAUGAUGAAAUUGAUUUUGACAACUGAUAUUGGGAAGGCAGUGUUUACAUCGGAGGAAUGUCAGGUUGGUGACUCGUGGUCAUCAUCAGGUGUACAUGAAGGUGAAGAUCUGAACUUUGAUCUGUAGGCUUCUGGAGAUGGACUGCUAAAAGUGGGAACUUUGUCUUGAUGAUUAUCUUUUAGAAUGCCUAUCAGUUUAAACUAGUCAAUUAAUUUUGUCUUUUGUAAUACAACAGGAAUGUAACAUACUAGAAUUGCGGCCAUUUUUUUUCUAAAAUCAUUCCGAUUCCCAUUGUGUUUU